ACUAACCCGACAGAAAUUAUGUAAUUUGAUGAAAUAAAAAUAAAAUUAUCGAGCGAAGCAGGGUUUUGGUGUAGCCCCUAUCCGUUGGAGUUCCCACCCACCCCGACGAAAGGAACCCCCACCGUCUGAACACUCCUCCCUCCUCUUCUUCACGCUAAGCAUCAAGCUGUGAUCUCAAUUCUUCUUAUAAGGCGUUAGCAGGCUGAGUCAAAUUGCCAGAAGAUUUUAGUAACAAUGACUGUAUCUGGGUUGAGUGGUUGUCUUUCAAGAUGUCCCCAUUUACCUCCUGGUUGCUUGGCAUCACCCCAUGUCCGGGUUAUGGCCUUAUCUGUGGCUGGGAAACGUAAACAAGGGACAAUGUGUCUCCGAGUGGAAAGAACAAGUUUUUCAUCUCCUGUAUUAAAAGGAAAUAGACGACAAAUCCAAUUGGUCAGAAGUGCCAUGGAUGCUUCAUUUGGUGAUAUGGCAAAUGAUUCUACUGCUGUUUUUCCAAGAAUUAAUGUGAAGGACCCAUAUAAACGACUUGGAAUAAGCAAGGAAGCUUCUGAAGAUGAAAUUCAAGCAGCAAGGAACUUUUUAAUUCAACAAUAUGCAGGGCACAAGCCAAGUAUGGAUUCAAUUGAGUCAGCGCAUGACAAAAUAAUCAUGCAGAAGUUCUAUGACCGUAGGAAUCCAAAAAUUGACUUUAAGAAAAAAAUGAGGGAAGUCAAUCAAUCUAAAUUUCUUCAGGCUAUCAGAGGAAGAUUUCAGACUCCAUCCACAAAAUUCAUUAUAAAAACUUCACUAGUAUUCUUAUUACUUGGAGUUCUGACAGUUCUCUUUCCGACUGAAGAAGGGCCAACACUUCAAGUAGCGCUAUCUCUGAUCGCUACAAUAUAUUUUAUACAUGAUCGUCUGAAGAGCAAGAUACGAGCUUUCCUUUAUGGGGUUGGAGCAUUUAUUUUUUCGUGGCUGUUGGGAACCUUCUUGAUGGUGUCAGUGAUUCCUCCUAUUCGAGUACUUAAGGGACCAUGCGCAUUUGAAGUGAUCUCGUCAGUGUUAAGUUAUGUUUUUUUAUGGGUUUCAUCGACCUAUCUUAGAUGAAGGCUUCAGCUAUGUAUCUCAAUUUGACUGCUGGGUGAUUUUAGCAUAAGACCAGUUUUGCAGUGGACUUUUCACAAAAUGUUAUGGCUUAAUAUAUUUAGCGGUUAAAUUAUGCCUUUUUUUUAAGAAGAAGAAAAUAAGACUUUGAUAUCA
Lotus japonicus is the source of this 1236-nucleotide messenger RNA. RefSeq names its product protein CHAPERONE-LIKE PROTEIN OF POR1, chloroplastic-like. The record is from RefSeq and is a predicted model, not a curated record. The transcript has 5 exons. NCBI's taxonomy places the organism in Eukaryota, Viridiplantae, Streptophyta, Magnoliopsida, Fabales, Fabaceae. Gene Ontology annotation, cellular component: chloroplast membrane. Bases 235 to 1083 code for a protein of 282 amino acids.